UAAUGUAAAAUGUUUCAACUUCAAUGUUUUUUGAAAGCUACGUUUUGCAAGUGCGCGUAGUUACGUAAAAUACUUUAAUAUUAAUAAUAAUUGUUUUAAGAAAAAUAGGGGCACCACUUGAGUGGUGAGAUAUUUUAUUUUUUAGGAAAUAUUACAUUAUAAUUAGAAAAUAUGCAGGCAAUAAAAGCAUUAGGAGCUGCAGCAGCUCCUUCUAAUGUUCUCUCUGCAUUAAGGAAAGGUGCUUUUACACCUAUAAUAGAUCAAGUGCGGCAAACUCACUUGCCAGCACCAGAUAUAUCUGAGAAGAGACCAUACUCACCUUUUCAAAACACAACAAAUAUGGCAGAAUAUGCUGUUGCUCGUCUUGAUGAUUUGCUUAACUGGGGAAGGAAGGGUUCAAUAUGGCCUAUGACUUUUGGUUUGGCAUGUUGUGCUGUAGAGAUGAUGCAUAUUGCUGCUCCUAGAUACGAUAUGGACAGAUAUGGAGUCGUAUUUCGAGCUUCCCCAAGACAGGCUGAUGUUAUGAUAGUGGCUGGGACACUGACAAAUAAAAUGGCUCCAGCUCUAAGAAAAGUAUAUGAUCAAAUGCCUGAUCCAAGAUGGGUGAUUUCUAUGGGCAGCUGUGCUAAUGGUGGUGGAUACUAUCAUUACUCUUACUCAGUUGUAAGAGGAUGUGACCGAAUUGUCCCAGUAGAUAUUUAUGUGCCUGGUUGCCCUCCAACCGCUGAAGCGUUGCUGUAUGGAGUACUUCAAUUGCAAAAGAAAGUCAAGAGAAUGAAGACAGUUCAAAUAUGGUACAGAAAGUAAUCCGUAGCAGUGUAAUUUAUGAUCUUUAAAAGUAAAUAGAAAUCAUUUAAAUA
This is a messenger RNA of Pieris napi, 860 nucleotides long. RefSeq names its product NADH-quinone oxidoreductase subunit B 2-like. The record is from RefSeq and is a predicted model, not a curated record. Gene Ontology annotation, biological process: electron transport coupled proton transport; aerobic respiration; mitochondrial respiratory chain complex I assembly. The transcript is spliced from 4 exons. Gene Ontology annotation, molecular function: 4 iron, 4 sulfur cluster binding; NADH dehydrogenase (ubiquinone) activity; quinone binding. Bases 172 to 807 code for a protein of 211 amino acids. NCBI's taxonomy places the organism in Eukaryota, Metazoa, Arthropoda, Insecta, Lepidoptera, Pieridae.